Messenger RNA from Striga asiatica, 1455 nucleotides. Lineage: Eukaryota; Viridiplantae; Streptophyta; Magnoliopsida; Lamiales; Orobanchaceae. The record is from the annotation of a GenBank genome assembly.
AUGGAGAGUUCAGCUUCUAUUGGGUAUAACCCUGCUGAAGUUUUCGGUCCUUAUUAUGAAGACAUUAUUGUUAAACCUUUGCAAAACCUAGGAUUGAGAGAGAACGAUAUCAAAUCCGAGAACAUUCAAUGGUCUCUGCCUCCAAAUUCCUCUGCUCGGACACAAUGGUUAUCUCCAAACUCUGUUUGUGAUCGUAAAAGUAUAUGGGGUUAUUGCUUUUUCACUCAUGAAGAAGAUAGCUUUGAAACAAGCAGCAACUCUGUUUGGAAUACACAAAAUCAGAAUCACGAGCACGAUCGUUUUGCGGGCCCACCUGCGCUCGGUUACCAAUUCACGGGAAUCGAGAACAAUAAUUGGAGUCGAGAAUGGUCGGACUACGAAUUCGACAUAUCGCGAAUUCGAACCAUUCUAAGAGGCGAACAAUGUGAGGAGAAAGAGAAUCUUAUAAACUCUCUCCAAGAACUCGUUUUUACCCUAAUAAACGACGAGAAGAAAUUCCCCGUUUUCAAAAUGCUCGUCGAUGCAUGCAACGACAUUCACUUGGACUUACUAAUGAACACUAUCUUGCUCGGGAGUGAAUUUUUCGUCGAGGCCGCAUUCCUUGAACAAGGAGUCAAAUCGAUAGUCAAACUCAUCAACAAGGUCAAGAAGUCGCGCCACGCCUUUAUCUUGACUCGAAUUCUUUCGACAAGAUUCUUUGAUUUGAUGACCGAUAAUACGGCAAGGAAAGUGAUCCAACAAUGCUUCAUGCUUUUCGGUCAUGAACCUAAUGAGAUACUCUAUGAGAGAACAAUAGUUCAUUGUCGAGAAUUGGCCACGCACAAAAUCGGGUGCAGAUCGUUAAACGAAUGCAUCGACACCAUCACAGGAAGACAAAGGUCAAAACUUCUCAAUGAUAUUGCAGAUGCCUCGGAAUAUCUAUCGAUCGAUCCAUACGGGAAUUAUGUGGUGCAGAAAGUAUUGGAUCUGAAAAACACGGAUGUGACCUCUAGAAUAUUGUGUGUGUUAAGAGGAAAGCAUAUUAUAUUAGCUCGAAACAAAGUCGGCUCAAAUGUAGUUGAAAAAUGCAUGAUGUGCUCGGAAGUUGGGUUGCUCGAUGUUGUUAACGAACUGUUGAGGGAUCCCCAAACACCCUUUCAACUAGCAAAAGAUCAUUUUGGAAACUAUGUAAUUCAGAAUGUCUUGCGCGCGACAAAGGAAUGUGAUUAUUUGAGAGAAAUGUACAAGUCAUUGGUGAAAUUGCUCAAGCCUUACAAGAAAGAACUCGAACGAACGGCGGGUGGAAGGAAUGUGAUGAAUCUUAUUGCCUUAGAAGCUGUCUUGGAUAUUUCUAAUUUGGCAUGUUUUGGUAUUUCAAAUCAUGGAAAUAUUUGCAGAAGGCCUCAGUUUGUUACCACUAUUGUUGUUCAUCAAGCUAUAGCUUCUCCNACAAAACAAAACAAAUGCAUACCAUAA